CUUAUAGCACAAUCGUGAAUAGCUGAAGCUUGAAGAUCGCUCUGUAGUCCCUCGAGAUGUGGUCAGACACAUGAGCUCCAGUGACAGCCAGUGUGGGACUGUAAUUGAUGUCAACAUAGAGUGUGCUGUGAAGCUGGUAGGAACCAACUGUAUCCUCUACCCUGUCAACAGCAAAGACCUGCAACAUAUCUGGCCAUUCAUGUAUGGUGAUUACAUAGCCUAUGACUGCUGGCUGGGCAAGGUCUAUGAUUUGAAGAACCAAGUCAUCCUCAAGCUUUCCAAUGGAGCCAGGUGUUCUAUGAGCACAGAAGAUGGAUCCAAGCUAUAUGAUGUUUGCCCUCAUGUCAGCGACUCGGGUCUUUUCUUUGAUGAUUCAUAUGGCUUUUAUCCUGGACAAGUCCUCAUCGGGCCUUCUAAAGUCUUUUCCAGUGUGCAGUGGCUCUCGGGUGUGAAGCCUGUUCUGAGCACAAAAAGCAAGUUCAGAGUGGUGGUGGAAGAGGUACAGGUGGUAGAACUAAAGGUUACUUGGAUCACUAAAAGUUUUUGUCCUGGAGGUACUGACAGUGUGAGUCCUCCCCCCUCAGUAAUCAGCCAGGAGAACCUGUCCAGGGUAAAGCGGCUGGGGUGCUUUGACCAUGCCCAAAGACAGCUUGGGGAAAGGUGCCUCUAUGUGUUCCCUGACAAAGUAGAACCUGCAAAAAUCACCUGUGAAUGCCCAGAGAGGAACUGUGUCCUGGGUGAAGGAUCAGUUGCCAAAAAGGUGAGGAGGCUGCUGAAGAAGCAGAUAGUGAAGAUCAUGUCAUGCUCCCCAGAGUCUCAGGGUACCAGCGAAGCCCCUGACAAAGAGUCUGCUGCAGCUGCUGACCAAAAAUCAGAGGAACUUAAGCCCGGAUCAAAGUGUGAGCUGGAGGACUCUUCCAACAACGCACCAAGCGCGGGGGAGAAAAAGGAGGAGCAACCUGAAGAAACAGGGAAGGCAGCAGUGCGACACCAGCAGCCCCCCUUCAUGCUGAAAGAUGAGGGGUCAUCCGACUACCGACUUCAGUCCAUGGAGCAAGAUGCUGAUGACGAGGCAGCUGAUGACACAGAUGACACUAGCUCUGUCACCUCUUCUGCUAGCUCCACUGCCUCAUCCCAGAGUGGCAGUGGCACGGGGCGCAAGAAGAGCAUUCCUCUUUCCAUCAAAAAUUUGAAGCGGAAGCACAAGAAGAAGAAGACCAAGAUUUCACGAGAGUUUAAGCCAGGAGACAGGGUUGCUGUUGAAGUGGUGACCACAAUGACUUCGGCUGACGUAAUGUGGCAGGAUGGCACUGUGGAGACAAACAUUCGCUCCAACGAGCUGAUUCCAGUACAUCAUCUGGACAACAAUGAGUUCUGCCCUGGGGAUUUUGUGGUGGACAAAAGAGCUCAGAGUUCCCAGGACCCUGGUGUGUAUGGAGUAGUGCAGUCUGGUGACCACAUUGGCCGUACUUGCAUGGUGAAGUGGUUCAAGUUGAAACCCGCUGGAGAUGAUGUGGAGCUGAUCGGGGAGGAGGAGGAUGUGAGCGUGUAUGAUAUUGCUGAUCAUCCAGACUUCCGCUUCCGCACUACUGACAUUGUGAUUCGCAUUGGCAACUCAGAGGGAGCCACAGCUAAGGAAGAUGAGCCCUCAGUUGGACAGGUGGCUCGUGUGGAUGUCAGCAGUAAAGUGGAAGUGGUGUGGGCCGAUAACUCCAAGACCAUCAUUCUGCCUCAGCACUUAUACAACAUUGAAUCAGAGAUUGAGGAGUCGGACUAUGAUUCUGUCGAUGGCAGCACCAGUGGGGCAUCCUCUGAGUGGGAGGAUGAAAGCGACAGCUGGGAGACAGACAAUGGCCUCAUGGAAGAUGACCACCCAAGAAUUGAGGAUUUGGAGCCGGAGGAGCCGGCAGCAGAAGAGGUGAAAAAGGUAGAGGAACAAGUCCAGGGAGCUGUGGCUAUGGCAGUUGCAGAUCUUGCUGCAGAGAAAGCUGGUAAGGACGGAGCCCCCAAGAGCUUCCGGGAGCUAAAAGAGGCCAUCAAGAUCUUGGAAAGCCUGAAAAAUAUGACUGUGGAGCAGCUGCUGACUGGCUCUCCCACCUCCCCAACUGUGGAGCUGGAAAAACCCACUCGGGAGAAGAAGUUCUUGGAUGACAUUAAAAAGCUGCAGGAAAAUCUGAAGAAGACCUUGGAUAACGUGGCUAUUGCAGAGGAGGAAAAGAUGGAAGCCAUGGUGGAGACAGAGAAGAAGGAAGAAAAAGCAGAGGCACAGACACCGGUGAGGUCAGAGUGGCCCAGUGAGACACCAGUGCUCUGUCAGCAGAGCGGGGGCAAGCCUGGAGUCACCUUCACCAGUGCCAAGGGAGAGGUCUUCUCUGUGCUGGAGUAUGCUCCAGAUACCCAUGCCUUCAAGAAAAUGGAGUUCCAGCCCCCAGAAGCGAAGAAGUUCUUUAGCACCGUGCGGAAAGAGAUGGCUCUCCUGGCCACCUCCCUACCUGAUGGCAUCAUGGUCAAAACCUUUGAGGACCGAAUGGAUCUCUUCUCAGCACUUAUAAAAGGGCCCACGCGCACACCCUAUGAAGAUGGCCUCUUUCUCUUCGAUAUCCAGCUCCCCAACAUCUACCCUGCUGUCCCACCUCUCUUCCGCUACCUCUCCCAGUGUAGUGGGAGACUGAAUCCCAACCUGUAUGACAAUGGCAAAGUGUGCGUCAGCCUCCUGGGGACAUGGAUAGGCAAGGGGACAGAAAGGUGGACUAGUAAAUCCAGCCUCCUUCAAGUACUCAUCUCCAUCCAAGGUCUUAUCCUAGUGAAUGAGCCCUAUUACAACGAGGCAGGGUUUGACAGUGACCGUGGCCUUCAGGAGGGCUAUGAGAACAGCCGCUGCUACAAUGAGAUGACCCUGAUCCGGGUGGUGCAGUCGAUGAUGCAGCUGCUGCGCAGACCAGUGGAAGUCUUUGAGCAUGAAAUCCGCGAGCAUUUUCGCUGCAACGGUUGGCGCCUGGUGUCCCGCAUUGAGUCCUGGCUGGAGACAAACGAGCUGGUAGAGCGGAGCCACGAACAGGCCAACGGGGCAGAUUCCACCUCCCUCCUUUCUGCUUGCGGCACCCUGUCUGAGAGCCCAGGAGACAAUGCGGAGUUACUGGGGGAAUACGGCAGCUCUUCGGAGCAGGGGGCAGCAGCAGAGUUUUCCGACUCAGCACUCGAUGGGAAGGAGGAGCUGGAUGAGUCAGAGUUCACAACCUCGACGCCCAGCGCCGGUGAUCUCCACCAGUACUCAGACUCGGAGAGCACAGGCCAAGCCAGGGAGGUAGACCUGGCCAGAGACCGAACGGACGAGGGGAAGGCUGCCCAGGACUCUGCCUUGCAGCCUAGUGUGAAACCAAAGAAAAGGAGGAAGAGCUACAGGAGUUUCCUUCCGGAGAAGAGUGGUUACCCUGAUAUUGGGUUCCCCCUCUUCCCUUUGUCCAAGGGGUUCAUUAAAAGCAUCCGUGGUGUCUUGCAGCAGUACCGGGCUGCCUUAGCAGGGGCCAAUAUCCCAGAGUGGACAGAGGACAAAUAAACCAUCAGGUUAGGGACAGGCAGGUGCAGGGGAGAAGGGAAAGCAGCAGAAAGGAAAUUGGCAAACGCUGUUACCAGUAAACUGGCUUCUCCUUCCAGCUUUUCUUCCUCAGCUUGGUUUGUUCCAAAGAAGUUGGUAGGCCUGAUUUGCUCCUCAAAGGAAAGGUUAUCUAAGCAUGAAUAACUCUUUGCCCCCAGCCCUUCUUCCUUCUCCACUGUCCCUUGUACAUGCUCCUCUUGCGAGUUUGAUCCUGCAAUGGUAAGAUUUGAGACCUGCACAGAAGCAGUCUUGCAGCCACAUUCCCUCUGCACUUUCAUCUUGGGGCACCUUCCACACAAAGACUCUUCCCACCCAGCGCUACAGCCAACAACUUGUUCUGUUGGGGUUCAAGCCAGGAGAAGUGAUUGGUGUAGUAUCUGGAGAUGAAGGGCAAUGCCCUCCCAAUAUUUCAUUUUUCUCUGCAUUGCCAUGGGUUUUAUGAAGCCUACCCCAGCUUAUAUGUACUUAGACAUUGGAUUGUGUUUGCAUUGAAGUUGUCUCCACCAUACAGAGUUGCUGUAGUCUUAGUUGUUCACUGAUAGCUACAAGGUUCUUUGAUCAGGACUUGACGUGCAGAGCCGGAGCUCUGUGCUAGUAUUUGUUCAGCCUUGGUAGUGCUGCGGGGUUUCCAUCUAGUUCUGUGUCUUCUGGUCUGUCUUCUGGAAGCAAUUC
Messenger RNA from Struthio camelus australis, 4267 nucleotides. The record is from RefSeq and is a predicted model, not a curated record. Lineage: Eukaryota; Metazoa; Chordata; Aves; Struthioniformes; Struthionidae.